This is a messenger RNA of Spea bombifrons (plains spadefoot toad), 1260 nucleotides long. Its product is annotated as protein kinase C delta type-like. NCBI's taxonomy places the organism in Eukaryota, Metazoa, Chordata, Amphibia, Anura, Pelobatidae. The transcript has a single exon. Gene Ontology annotation, molecular function: protein kinase activity; ATP binding. The record is from RefSeq and is a predicted model, not a curated record. The coding region runs from base 1 to 1260 and encodes 419 amino acids. Gene Ontology annotation, biological process: protein phosphorylation.
AUGCCUAAAAAGAAGAAAAUUAAACAGGAGGAUGAUGUGCUGACAAUGAUGAUGGAAGGAAAAUGUCCUCACAACAGCCCUAUGCCUCUCCCACCGUGCUUUCAACUUCCUAAUGGGCACAUUGUGCUUAAGCUGAAGAGUGGAUAUGCCUAUUCUAGAAAAUCAAAAGGCAUGAAGAGACACAUAUCUGGAAGAGAUGAGCCAGAUAAUAAGAAAAAAAGGAAGAACACAGUGUCAGAAAAAGGUACCGUGCCUCGUAAAAGGAAGAUUCAGAACACAGAUAAGGGUGAAGUGGCAAACGUUAAAAAGAAAAGGACAUCAGCGCAGAAGGUGUACAUAGAGGAAGCCUGUUCAACAUCUCAGCCCACAGGAAAAGCAGCCAGCCCCAGGCUUGGGGUAGAGGCGCCAACUUCCCUUGAGAGCCUGGUAUUCCACCAGGAACUUGGAAGGGGAGGAUAUGGGAAGGUUCUGCUGGCCUCAGAUACCCUCAACAAGUCGAAGUGGGCUGUGAAAAAGGUCAAGAAGAAACAUCUCAGGGGCUCCAUUCAGAUUGAGGAACAGGUUCUGGAAAUGUCAGCCGGAUGCCGUUUCCUUGUCCAGGGAUAUUCCUCAUUCGAGACUGAACGCCAUCUUGUCUAUGUGAUGGAAUAUCUCUGUGGAGGGACCUUGCAUGAUUAUCUUGCAGUCAAUUCAAUUCUUGACAACAACAUUGCAAAUUUUUUUGCGGCGGAAAUAACCUGUGGGUUGAAGUAUCUCCACUGCAAUGGCGUCGUCCACCGUGACCUAAAACCAGGAAAUAUCCUUUUAGAUGCUGCAGGUCACGUCAAAAUUGCUGAUUUUGGAUUAGCCCUCUUGAACAUGUUUGGCAACAAGACAGCAACUGGACGGGUUGGGACAAAGGGGUACAUGGCUCCUGAAAUGAUCCGUGGAGAGCAUUAUGACUCUGCUGUUGACUGGUGGGCAUUGGGAGUUAUAUUGUAUGAGAUGGCCACAGGAGGACACCCAUUUGAUGAUGGAUCUGAUGGCCAUGUGGUCGACACAUCGGUCCUGUACAAUACUCCCUAUCUCCCACUCUGGCUCAGCUUGGAGGAGAAAGAUAUAUUAACACAGCUUCUGUCCAAGCAACCGUCUUCUCGGCUGAAGCUGGCAACCAACAUUAGAUGCCACCCAUUCUUCCAGUCAAUUGACUGGGAUGAACUUGAAGAUGGCAGAGUCGCUCCCCCAUUGCAGCAGUCACACAAACUCCGGAUCAUUCGCUAG